AUGGACACCAAAGACCAAGAUCACAUCACCCACACCGAGCGCGCCGAAACACCUCCCUCCGCUCACCUCCCCAAGGACCAUGGCGAAGUGGCCCUCCACCACGACCUCAUCUCACCCGAAGCUCUUGGCCACAACUUACCUCCCAACUACUACACGUCCCCUUCCUUCAUCGGCACCUUGGUCGCAACAUGUCUGGCCCAGAUCUCCGGGUAUUUGGGAUGGGUUCUACCCGCGAAUACCAUUUCUCUCAUUGUAGCGGAACUUGAUCCGACGAAUGCUUCUGGAAGUUCGAUUUGGUUGGCGGUGGCUUGGCAGGCGGGUUUUACGAUUGGAUUUCUUUGGGUGGGGAGGUUGAGUGAUAUCUUCGGCCGUCGCUACUUCUUCAUGGGCUCCUCCGUCUUCGCCAUUCUCGGCAACAUCAUCGGUUCCGCGGCCAAUAGCUUGAACAUGCUCAUCGCGUGUAAUUGCAUCAAUGGUCUCGCCGCCAGUGGACAAUUGAGUUUCUCCGUGGUUUUGGGGGAAUUGGUUGCGAACAAGAAUCGAGGAGUUUACAACGCUGUCGUGCUCAGUACGAGUGUUCCUUUUGCGGUUUUUGGACCGCCGAUUGCACGAGCCUUCUUCGAACACACAUCCCUCACUUUCCGCUGGUCUUACAUUUUAGGAGUCAUUGUCAACACCAUCGCCGUCAUCCUCUACUUCUUCUUCUACCAUCCACCCUCCUACUCCUUACUGCACGUCAACGGAAAAUCUAAACUCAAACAACUCGCAUCUUUCGACUGGAUCGGAAUGUUCCUCUUCAGCGCCGGUCUAACCGUCUUCCUGAUCGGUCUCAACUGGGGCGGAACCACAUAUCCCUGGAAAUCGGGCCACGUCUUAGGAGCCUUCUUCGCGGGGAUAGCGACCAUGAUUGGGUUUUGUGUUUGGGAAGCCAAGUGUACGAAUGAGUAUCCGUUGAUGCCGAUGGUUUUGUUCAAGAAUUUGAAAUAUGAUGCGAUUGUCGCUUGUGCGAGUAUCGGGGCUAUGGUGUAUUACGCCGGAACGGUGAUAUGGCCGACGAUGGCAGGGGCGUUAUUCACGACUUCGGUGUCGAGAGUGGGAUGGUUGAGUUGUGCUGUGGGUGGAGGCUUGUUGCUGGGACAGAUUGCCGCUGGUAUUGGAGUGAGGUAUAUCCCUCGGAUGAAAAUCCAAAUGACCGUUGCGGGAGUCAUUAUGAUGGCAUUUAUUGCGGCGAUGGCUUCUGCUACGCCGGAAUCCGAGGCGCGAACGACGGUUUUCUUGUUGAUUGGGACGGCUGCGGCGGGUUAUGUGGAGAAUUUGACGCUUUCGACUAUGGCGUUGGUGUGGGAGCCGGAUGAUAUAGGCCUUGUGGCGGGUGUGUUGGGUGCGAUCAGGACGGCGGCUGGAGCGCUGGCUACGAGCAUGUACAGCAGUAUUCUUUCGACCGAGCUGGCCAAGUACUUGCCGAGACAUGUUGGGCCAGCGGCUGUUGAGGCUGGACUUCCUGAGAAUAGCGUUCCGGCUCUGCUCGCUGCCGUCGGUACAGGCGUCUUCACCAGCGUUCCUGGUAUCGACCGUAACGUUCUUUCGGCGGUCGAUGCGGCUACUAAGCAGGCAUACGCAGCAUCGUUCCGCACGGUGUUUCUGUGCACGCUGCCGUUCAGUGCUAUAUUACUGGUGGCUGCCGUGGUAUGGUGUCCGAAUGUGGAAGACUACAUGACGGAGGACGUGGCAAGGAAGCUCCAAGGUGUUCGAACGAAGGAAAAGGUGACAAAUGUCGAGCAGGGUGAAAAGUCGUAA
This is a messenger RNA of Pseudocercospora fijiensis CIRAD86, 1797 nucleotides long. RefSeq lists its product as uncharacterized. The transcript has 3 exons. Gene Ontology annotation, cellular component: membrane. Gene Ontology annotation, biological process: transmembrane transport. NCBI's taxonomy places the organism in Eukaryota, Fungi, Ascomycota, Dothideomycetes, Mycosphaerellales, Mycosphaerellaceae. The coding region runs from base 1 to 1797 and encodes 598 amino acids. Gene Ontology annotation, molecular function: transmembrane transporter activity. The record is from RefSeq and is a predicted model, not a curated record.